Molecule: messenger RNA, 696 nt
Organism: Porites lobata
Lineage: Eukaryota; Metazoa; Cnidaria; Anthozoa; Scleractinia; Poritidae
Source: the annotation of a GenBank genome assembly
AAGCUUCUUGAUGCCACCAUCGAGGCCCUUCAAAUCGAAGAACAGCAAAUGACACAACGGUGCACAGAAGAAAAACAGAAAGUCCUGACUGCCAUUGAAAAUUGGAGAAGCUCAUUCAAAGCGAGCGACCCCUCUUUGGAUAUCGAGGCGGACCAAUUCGUCAUAUCGGCGAAAUCUUUUGCGGAUGACUUUUACUUCGAGUGCGCUGCAGAACGGACUUCUAAGCGGGUGGCGGAGGACAUCAAAAAAACUGCAAAGGCCGCAAAGAAAACCGAAAGAAUGGAGACGGAAUUUGCCGUAAACGAGCAAUCCAUCCAAGACAUGGUUCAGCGGGCAGUGCGACAGGAACUGCGUAAACAGAAGCCUGUCUCAUCUCCACCAACAAAAGAGACCUCCGUUUCCCGUAAGAGCUCUAGAAGCCGUAAAAGUGAUAGAUCCAACUCUAGAGGCCGUAAAAACGACAGAUCCAACUCUAGAGGCCGUAAAAAUGACAAAUCCAGCUCCAGAAACCGAAAUCUUAGCCAAGGUCGUAACCGAAGAAAUUCCACAUCUCCCGGCGAUAGCACACAAAACCAACGUAGCCGAUCAAAACAACGGAGACAGCGAAAACCACGCCGCGUUAGCUUCUCUGGAAACCAGUCUCCUGGAAGACAGUCAAAAAACGUGCGAGGUCGCGGAAACGGUGUCGUAAAAUAG